AUAAGUCAGUGAAUCUAGCUAUCGUCUGUAUUGGUAAUACUGCAGGUUUAUGAUGAGAGAAACACGGCAAGUGUUCGUAUAGCCAAAGUUUGAUUUAGUGCUUCCUCUAGUGUAUUUUAAGAUUUUGUCAGAGCAACCUUGUGAUUACAUCUUGUACCUAUAUUUGAUAUAUGUACACUGUUUUAGCUGUUAUGUGUUAGAUCUGUACACGACCAAGAAUCAUUAUUCACACAAAUAGCAGGCAAAAUGGCUUCCUUCCGUUCAGAGAUUCACAUUCCAAUCAAAAAGGAUGACUUGAAUUUCCAAGAUAGACAGAUACAGAGAUGGGGAGAUAUGGAAACCCAAAUGGAACAAAGAAAAAAGCAAUGGGAGGGCGAGUUUGAGAAAAUGAGGAAAGACUUCUUUACUUUGAAACCUUCAGAGAAAUUAGACCAAAAUAGACGAGAAAGUGGGCAGUUUGAUAGUUUAAAAUCUUUUUAUGAAGUAGACAGUGACGGUGUAACAAAAUUUAAAGUCAGAUUUGACGUUAGUGAAUUUCAACCCGAGGAAAUCCAAGUUAAAAUGCACGACAAUAAGAUAGCAAUUAACGCUCGCCACGAGGAGAAAAGUACAGCCUCUCAGAUUAGUCGUGAAUAUAGUCGUCAGGUUGACAUCCCCCACGACGUGGAUCAGGAUAAAUUACAAUGUUUAAUGAGUAGGGAUGGUAUUCUGUGUGUCGAGGGCCCCCUAUUACAACAGUCGAUACUAAAACAAACGGUUUUACCAAUAAAGUCAGAUUCACCCAAAUCACUCGAGGUUGGCACACCAGUCAAAAAUCCAAUUAUUACCGAUGCAGAUGGUACUCGAAAACUACGACUUCAGGUUGAUGUUGGUGAAUUUAGCCCUGAUGAAAUCAUUGUUAAGACGAUGGAACGGAAGUUAAUUGUACAUGCCGAACACGAAGAGAAGACACAGGGGCGAACUCUCCAUAAAGAAUUCAAUAAGGAAUAUGAUUUACCAGAAAGUGUUGAUCCUAAUACAAUCACGGCUUAUAUCGGAGAUGAUAAGAAUUUGACAAUAGAAGCUCCUUUAAAAGCCAUUCAACGUAAAGCCUACUCCGUUACCCAAAGUCAUGACGUACAAAAAGUUGUAGUAAGUAAAGAUUCAUCAGUAACCAUUACUGAUGGACGGAAUCGACCCAUGGUUACAAUAAGUGUACACAGACGAUGAACACAUUCUCAGUAUCAAAUAUGGCGACACUUCCGGUAUUUUAUCUUUACGAAUUGGAGUGUUCUUUUCGAUCACACUAAACAAAUAAUCUAUUUAAGUAGACACAUAUUUAAAACUUUUCACCCUUUGUACACCCGAACGUCCUUGAAUUAAAUGGAAUAUAUUAUAUUAUUGUGCUUUGAGAUUCCAUCCUUGUUUUAUGUUUUUGCCAAAUCAGACAAUCUUGACAACAUAUUCCUAGUGGAUAAGUGAAUUUUGAAUAACUAUGAUGUGUUUGUGUUGAUAUAAUAAGAAACAAUGUUAUGUGAGAUAUCUAAUGAAAGUCAAUUUGCUUUGUUAAAAAGACAAAAACAACUGUAUUGCAGUGCUUGUUUUGAAUGUGCAUAAAAAUAGACUCAAAUCAAAUGGGUAAUGAGCCAAAAGGGGUAAUUUUACCAUCAGAUUAAUUUAUGUAAAUGUGAUAUUCAAGCCGUUGUGAUUAUCAAAUUUAUAUCCAUGUGUAUUUAAAUAGCUUUUAGGGGGUGGCCUAAAUAUAGUAUUGUUAUAAUAACUUAAUAGCACGUAAAGCACUAGUUUAUUAUCCAACUCUAAACCGAUAUUACUUGACAUACUCACCUGACGUAUUAAAUCUCACCUUGCCAGAUUCUCAAACAUUUAAAUGUUCAAAUUGUUACCAUUUGUGGGUUGCUAUAGGAACAUGGUUGCCAAAUAUUUUAGAAGUGACGUGUAUUUGGGAUUAAAUUAGAGCUCCGAGGAAUUGAGUAGUAAAAAAUGAAGAAAAUCUACCAGGAGUACUUGAACUUAUCUAAUCUUCUAGAACCUCGGUCGUACAUGUGUUCACCAUCCUGUUAAAGGCGUCGACAAACUAACAAGGUAGAACUUUGAUAGAAAAGAGAAUUGGUAGAUUGUGGUUACUGUAAGAUAAAUGUUUCUUGCUGUUCUUGGCAAAUUAUUGAAGGUCUUUUAAUGAUUUACAAAAUAGACUAAGAAAUGAACUCAAUGUUACGUAACACCGUCGUGCGUAAGCAAAGGCUGGUGAAUAAAAACUUGUUAAACAUGCAUUAUGAAAGAGCUAAAUCUGCCUAUUGUUGGUUUUUCUUUAGGCUUGAAAUGUUAUAUGAAUUAUUAAAUCGACAUUAACUUACCAAGACCUUAAUCAACACUCGAUGCCAUCAAAUAGUAGAUUCAAAUACGUUUUGUGGUGGAUGCGAUUACCGUAAAAAUGGAUAAUCGAGACAUUGUUUAUUAUCGUAACAACGGUAGUAAUGACAAUCGAGGCUAGCCUAUAAUUGUAUAGCUAAUAUCUAGGCUCAGAGUGAAGUAUUUUGAAUCAUAUUCUCUUUUCAUUAUCUAUUUUUAACUAUUAUAGCGAGAAAACGGGCACUGCAAGCUCUUUAUCUAAUAUUACCUGAUGCCGCUUUCAGUUAUACCCCGCAAAGCUCUAAAAAUCAAUUAGUGGUGGUUCCAAAUGCAUAUGGUAAUUUAUAAAGUGGAAUAACAUUGUGUUGGGCAAAAAUAUUUUUAUUGCAGUAAUAGUAAACAUAAAGCCUAUUUAACUCAUUAAUACAUAGAUAUAGUAAAUACUAAUAAUUAUUUAAUACACUAAACAGUUUAAUAAUGAUGUUGAUGUAAGCAACAGAUUAUUGUUGGUAACAUGCCGACAGUAUUUAUGGUAAAUAUAAUUCGAGCCACAACUCUAAUACAUUCAUAAUACAACUUGGCGAGUAAUAAUAAUGAAGAGUAAACUUGUGCCAAUUGACUCAUUAAUGUGCAUUUACAGGCAUACUCCACAUGAAGUACAUGUCAAGGCAGAUACGUACGUGUAGUUUUAAAGGAGACAACCAAUCGGUCAACACUGUAGACAAAUCCUUUUCGACCAGAUAUUUUUUUAUUUGUUCUUUUAAGGUACAUGAUGCAAUCCAUGUUUUCUCAAAUCGCCCCCUUCUUUAUCAACCCCACGAUUUAAUGUGUGUUUUAAGUAAUUUGAGAUGGGGCGGGGGUUAAGAUAACGUCGAGUUUGGGUUGAUUACCCGAAGAUUUUAUAAAAUUAGACAUAAAUAUCUACCAAGACUCAGUCUUUUUAUCUACCUGUAUGUAUAGGCAUUUCUCCUUUCAAUAUUAUCGACUCGACUUGAACAUACAAUUAGAGUUUAGAUAACAAUUGCUUCUUUAUUUUUGGUGAGUUAAAUUGAACAUUAUAAUCAAGUUUCUGUAUAUCUUUUUGUUAAUUUAUUUUCACUUAAAGUUUUUUAAUCCCUUCAAGCGUCUGUGUAUUUUAACUGCAUGUAUUGAAUCUUACCUCGAUCUUAACUAUCUUUCAAUAUGUAUUAUUCUUUUCUUGAUACCACUAUCUUAUCUUCUUUACCCCCAUCUUUUUUCCCCAAGAUAUCUUCACUUUACCUUUCAAUCUUUGAUAAUGAUAUCUUGACUUUGGUCUUAUCUUUAUUUAUAUCUUUAUCUUUCUCUCACAGAUAUCUUUUCUUUAUCUAUUUUUAUUUCAUUGAUGUCUUCGCUGUAUCGAUAUCUGUCUUUAUUUCCUUAAAUCUCUACUUUCUCUUUAUUAAAAUGCCCCUCCUUCCUUGAUAUCUCUACUCAUCUUUAACCCAAACAUCUCUCCUUUCUUGAUAUCUGUAUUCACAUUGGUCGUAUCUUUAUCUCAAACAUUUCUAUUUUCUUGAUAUCUUUAUUCACCUUUAUAUUGCCAGCCAGUGAAUAUAUCGAUACUGCUUUCUAAUUUAAUGGAUAAAGAGCUCUUGCACUAUUAACCAUCUCUAAAUUGAAGAAUAUAACGUAUAUAUGGAUAUCAGUAUUUAUGUAUAUCUUAUGUGUGUAUAUAGUUGUAUAGAUGUUGAAAAAGUAUUUAAGUUAAGCCAGUUACUUGUUGUUCUUAUAUUUUAAAUUUUGUUUUUGAUGUUAGAUAAUAUGUUGUUAAGAUAUAUAUGUCAGGCCACGUUAUUCUAUGUGCAAUUUAAUACGAAUAAAAUAUUAGAAAGAUAGG
Messenger RNA from Patella vulgata (common limpet), 4207 nucleotides. RefSeq names its product protein lethal(2)essential for life. NCBI's taxonomy places the organism in Eukaryota, Metazoa, Mollusca, Gastropoda, Patellidae. The record is from RefSeq and is a predicted model, not a curated record. Gene Ontology annotation, biological process: response to heat; protein refolding. The coding region runs from base 247 to 1209 and encodes 320 amino acids. Gene Ontology annotation, molecular function: protein folding chaperone. The transcript is spliced from 2 exons.